Triticum aestivum (bread wheat) is the source of this 2207-nucleotide messenger RNA. RefSeq names its product probable cation transporter HKT7. NCBI's taxonomy places the organism in Eukaryota, Viridiplantae, Streptophyta, Magnoliopsida, Poales, Poaceae. The record is from RefSeq and is a predicted model, not a curated record. The transcript has 3 exons. Bases 126 to 1817 code for a protein of 563 amino acids. Gene Ontology annotation, molecular function: monoatomic cation transmembrane transporter activity. Gene Ontology annotation, biological process: monoatomic cation transport; transmembrane transport. Gene Ontology annotation, cellular component: plasma membrane.
UCAUGGCUAUAUAUGUGGGCGUCGUACGCCUCAGUUCUCACAGGCAGUACGCAGCCUAUGCAUGCAUGCACAUCCCAACGCGUCCACGCAAUACAGAGUAGACAUCACUACAUCAAAGAUCAAUCAUGGCCGGAGCUCGUCAUAAGGUCGCCGAGCUGUUGCGCCACGCACGGCGACUGUCGACGGCCGCGCUCGACAAGGCAUUGUCCCUCCUGUCAUCGCCUUCGUCCUGGUCAUACGUGCAGCACCACGUCGUCAAGGAGCCGGUGGCGCGGUUGCGGCGCGCUCUCGCCGGGCGGUUCUGGCGACGACUCGGCUCGCUGCUCGUCCACGUCGCGUACUUCCUCGCCGUCUCCUGGCUCGGUUACCUCCUCCUCGCGCAGCUCAGGUUCCGCGCCGGCGGCGACGGGACGAGGCGGCCCCGCGGCAUCGACCUGUUCUUCACCGCCGUCUCGGCCGCGACGGUGUCAAGCAUGUCCACUGUCGAGAUGGAGGUGUUCUCCAAUGGCCAGCUCCUCGUCCUGACUGUCCUCAUGUUCGUCGGUGGCGAGGUGUUUUUGUCGCUCCUAGGCCUCGCGUCCAAGUGGUCCAAGCUGAGGAAGCAAAUUCACAAAUCAUCCCGGCGCGUCGAGAUCCACCACGUCGCCGAGCUUGAGAUGCCGCCGGUGGACGCCGCCACCGAAUUCGACAACCCAACGUCGAUGACAUCGACCGCCGAUGAUGAGAUAAGCAAGCCGUUGGGCCACUCGCACGAUACCAGGCUGCGGCGCGACGCGGUGCUGUCGCUCUUCUUCGUCGUCCUCGCCAUCCUCCUGGCGGUGCACGUCCUCGGCGCCGGGGCCAUCGCGGCGUACAUCUUGCACGCGUCGCCGGCGGCGAGGCGGACGCUGCGGGGCAAGGCCCUGAACGUGUGGACCUUCGCCGUGUUCACGACGGUGUCCACGUUCUCGAGCUGCGGGUACAUGCCGACGAACGAGAACAUGAUCGUCUUCAAGCGGGACACCGGGCUGCAGCUGCUGCUCGUGCCGCAGGCGCUGGUCGGGAACACGCUGUUCCCGCCGCUGCUGGCCGCCUGCGUGCGCUUCGCCGCCGCGGCGACCAGGCGCGUGGAGCUCAAGGAGACGGCGAAGAAGGGCCGGGAGCUGACGGGGUACUACCACCUGCUCCCGGCGCGGCGGUGCGCGAUGCUGGCGGCGACGGUGGUGGGCUUCCUCACCGUGCAGGUGGCGAUGCUGUGCGGCAUGGAGUGGGGCGGCGCGCUGCGGGGGAUGAGCCCGUGGGAGAAGGUGUGCAGCGCGGUGUUCCUGGCGGUGAACUCCCGGCACACCGGCGAGUCGACCCUUGACAUCUCCACCCUCGCGCCGGCCAUCCUCGUGCUCUUCGUGCUCAUGAUGUACCUGCCUCCAUACACGACAUGGUUUCCAUUUGAAGAGAGGUCGGGCGUGAAGGACCAUCCCACGGAGGAGACCCAGGGGGUCAGGUUGCUCAAGAGCACGCUUCUGUCACAAUUCUCCUACCUCGCCAUCUUUGUCAUUGCCGUCUGCAUCACCGAGAGGGAAAAGCUCAAGGAGGACCCCCUCAACUUCAACUUGCUCAGCAUCGUCGUCGAAGUCGUCAGCGCUUAUGGAAAUGUGGGCUUCUCCAUGGGUUACAGUUGCAGCAGGCAGAUCAGCCCGGACCGGCUGUGCACUGACAGGUGGACCGGCUUUGCUGGGAGGUGGAGCGAUUCCGGCAAACUCAUCCUCAUUCUUGUCAUGCUCUUCGGGAGGAUGAAAAAGUUCAGCAUGAAAGCGGGCAAAGCCUGGAAGCUUAGUUAGGGCAUGGUCAUGGCAUAGCCUCAGGGUGCUAUGUAGGAUCGGAUGACAGAAAAAGUAGGCUCGGAUUGGAAAGCGGGAUCCUCUACAGGAGACGGGUGCUUGAAAAAAAAGUAUGGUCCGGUACAUAAAUUUGGAAAAGUUGAAGCAAAGAGUAGGAAUACAUGUGUAGUGAGAGUCACUUUCUAUUCUUUGAUGAUGCCCACUGAUAGUAGCUUGCAUUGGGGAGAAAAAAUCAACAUAAAUGCCUCAAAUUACUUUUUGUUAUGAGGCAUCUGUAUCCAUAUGCCAUCAUUGUACAUGCCCUUAGGACAGCACCUAAUGACCACCGCAGGCACCAGUGGCCAUGGCCGGAGUGAGCUCCGAAUUAAUCACAAGAAUGGUUUCCUCUUC